Molecule: messenger RNA, 1410 nt
Organism: Uloborus diversus
Lineage: Eukaryota; Metazoa; Arthropoda; Arachnida; Araneae; Uloboridae
Exons: 2
Coding region: 1-1410 (469 amino acids)
Source: RefSeq, a predicted model, not a curated record
AUGGAUUUAACUACAUUGAAAGCUCAGAGAAAAGGACUGAGGGCGUCUUUUACCCUCAGUAUGAAAAAAAUUGAAGCUGAACUUUUGAAGGAAAUUACUGGUUCGGAUGAACUUUUAAUUUUAAGAAAUCAGAUUUCUGACAAAUUCAAGCGGCUAGAUGAUUGUCAGAGCAUAAUAUCUGAGCUGUUGUUGAAAGAUAAAAAUGCCGAGGAGGCUUAUUAUAAAGAUUGUGAAGAAGCAGAAAAUUAUCGGGACAAGUUUAUUCAAAUUUGCUCUCUGCUUGAUUUAAAGUUUGAAAAUGUUCAGCGUAAUGGGAACAUUAGUAAGCGCAACUUUAAGCUUCCGACGAUAGAACUUAAAAAGUUUAACGGCGAAGCAAGAGAAUUUUUAAAUUUUUGGAGCCAAUUCAAGAAAAUCCAUGAGGACAAGGGCAUUGAUAAUGAAGAUAAAAUGCAAUAUUUAAUUCAAUCGAUGGAACCUGGUUCGAAGGCAGAAAGAUUAGUGCUGAGUUUCCCUGCUACCGGAGAAAAUUAUAGUAAAGCAAUACAGCAGUUAAAGGAAAGAUUUGGCCGUGAUGAUCUGCUGGUGCAAGUAUAUGUUCGAGAUUUAUUGAGAUUAAUUAUGAAAAAUGCUGCCGCAGGACGGGGGAAAGCUGAUCUUCCAUCCCUCUAUGACGAAUUGGAAGGAAAACUUCGUGCGUUGGAAACUCUUGGACGGACCAAAGAGAAGUAUGGAGAUUUCUUGACACCUUUGGUUGAGAGCUGUCUGCCGGAAGAAAUUUUAGUGACGUGGGAAAGAAGCCGUAACCAUGAUUUAACCGAAGAUAAGAACUGUCGCACUUUAGAGCAGUUAAUGAACUUUCUUCGCCAAGAAGUCAAUGGAGAAGAAAUGGUUCGCCUCGCAAGAACUGGCUUCGGCACGAACUCAAAUUUGCGCAAACGAGAGCCCACAACUGAGAAGGAAAGCGACCUAGCGACAGCUGCAGCGUUAGUGAAUCAGAAUGCUGUUCUUAAUCUUUCUUCCAAACACUUGACUUCAGAUCAGCUUAAUGCUCUCAAACUUAAUAACAAUUUUGCUUCUGGUUCAAAACCUUCUUUUCCUAAGUUGGUUGCUCCAAUUGAGAAAGCCUUUAGAUUUAGUGCUCUCACUGCUUCUCAAAAGGACUCUAUUAGGCAUAUCAUUGCCAAUACUGUGGAUUUCAAUUCCAAAUGGACUUCAAAUACUUUUAGCAAGCAUGCUAAUUCUUCCAUCAAAGUUUUGUGUUCUGAUCCUGAUCUAGUUGUUACUAAGGCUGAUAAAGGUGGCCAAAUUGUUAUUUUUGACAAAAGUUCAUAUUUAGAUAAAUGUAAUGAGCUCAUUGCGUUUGGUCCUUAUGUGACACUUCACAAAGACCCUAGUAUUAGAGGUUAA